Galdieria sulphuraria is the source of this 1667-nucleotide messenger RNA. Its product is annotated as MFS transporter, SP family, sugar:H+ symporter. Gene Ontology annotation, molecular function: myo-inositol:proton symporter activity. Gene Ontology annotation, cellular component: membrane. The transcript is spliced from 2 exons. NCBI's taxonomy places the organism in Eukaryota, Rhodophyta, Bangiophyceae, Galdieriales, Galdieriaceae. Gene Ontology annotation, biological process: transmembrane transport. The record is from RefSeq and is a predicted model, not a curated record. The coding region runs from base 16 to 1605 and encodes 529 amino acids.
UGGUUUUUUUAAUCGAUGGAGAAACAAGCAGAAGAAGAAGUAUUAACAACUCAUGAUCUUGAAGAUUGCCCAAAGCAUUCUGACAGCCUUACAGUAAGAAAGGAGGAAAGUCAGAAGCAACAAAUAGAUGAGUCGGGUACUUGGCUCCUUCAUUGGUUUCAGUUUUUUGCAGCUUUUGGAGCAAUGAUGAUGGGUCUGGACCAAUCUGUCAUAGGCACUGCGUCUAUCUACGCGGAGCCAGAUUUAAAUAUUAGUGCUAGUCUAUGGUCGUGGAUAUCUGCAGGAGCGUCCUUAGGAGCUACUCUCGGCUCUGUGACGGCCAUUCCAUUCAGUGAUUUGUUAGGAAGAAAGAAAGCUUUGCUGACUUGUACCAUAUUAUACUUUGUUGGAACUUGCAUGCAAACUUUCGGUAAAGAGUAUGCAGUGCUUGUUGUUGGAAGACUCAUCAUGGGAGUCGGCAUGGGUCAGGAAAGCAUGAUCAUGAACAUUUAUAUUGCAGAAGUAGCUCCUUGGAGAACUAGAGGAGGCAAUCUAAACUCUUACAAUGCAUUUCAGAUGGCAGGCGGAUUUAUUGCAAAUAUAUGGCUAUCAAUAACCAUUCAAGUUGAUACAAUGUGGAGAUGGCGUCUAUUCUUGGGUUCAGGCUUCGUAGUGGCAUUUAUUCAGUUCGUUGGUGUAGUAAUGUUUGCAGAGAGUCCGAGAUGGCAUAUGAAGAAUAAUAGAAACGAAGAAGCAAAGAAAGUUUGGAUUCGAUACCAUGGAGAUGGACCUGAUUCAUUGAGAGACUUUGAAUAUGCACGACAACUCGUUGAAGAAGAACUUGACGAGAGGAAAAAGUUCCAGAGAGGAUUCUUUGGUGAUAUAAAGGAAAUUAUUUCCAAUCCACGGAUUCGCGCUCCCUUUGUGACCGGAGCAAUGUUAGGCUUCACUUCUCAGUUUAGCGGUGGCACUGCAAUUGCUUACUAUAUGACUCCAAUUUUAGUAGGAAUUGGAGUUACUGCUAAGAAAGCUGUGUAUGCUCAGAUUCCUUUGGGAUUUUGGAGCCUUGCCAGUUCUAUACCUGCUUUUUAUGCUUUAGACAAAUUUGGUCGUAGAUUCUGUUAUCUAAUAUUGUCUUUGCCCUUUGUUAUCUUGGGAAUAGUAUUCGGAAUGAUAGGCUUUAGUCUAAAUACUGCAUCAAGCAGGGCAGGUCUGUUUUUGGUGGGAUGGGCUUUGAUCAACGGUAAUGGAAAUAUUGGAAUCAACCCUGUUCAGUGGGUUAUGUGUGGAGAAAUGUAUGAAUUGCCAGUAAGAAGUUAUGGCGCUGCUUGGUCAGCAUUCUGGAUUUUCAUUAGUGCCUUUACAACAACCAAAACUUUUACUAAGACUACAGACGCAAUUGGUCACAUUGGAACAUUUGGAUUAUACUUGGCUUUUACCUGUUUCUUCUAUUUUUGGGAUUUUCUAACUCUCCCUGAGACCAAAAAUAAGACGCUCGAAGAAGUACGGGAACAAUUUGAUGGAGGCAUUGUCGGACUUAUGAAGAGAAAUAGUCGCAACUUGACAACUUAUCUAAAGUCUAAAUUACAGAAGAAACAAGUAAAUCAGCAUAACAUGGAAGAUUAGUGAUAUGGUCUCCUUUAGCUGCUUGCUACUUUCGUGAGUUGAAUAAAUGCUUGACGCGUGUC